UUCCCCCUCCCGGUUCUUGGCUUUCGGCUUCCUACCGGGGAGGCGAGGCGUCCUCUGGAGGGAGGGCAGGUUUUCUCCGGCGAUGGUGCUGGCGCAGCCCGAGGAGCCAAAGGGUCAGCAACCCCUGCUGACCUUGGAGAGCCCUGGGCGAAAAUGGCUCGAGCCGCUCGCGGGGUAGACCUGAGUUUCUUAAACGAGGAGGAAGCCGAGCAGAUCUUCCACGUGCUGGAGCGGGACUCCCAGCUGAAAAGGGCAGAGAAGGAAAGGCUCAGCAAACUUCAUAAGAAUAAAGAAGAUACAGCAGAGCUUCCGGGAGUGUCUGGAAAGUGGUUUGAAGAAAUACAGAGGAGAAAAUUUCAGAAUGAAACUGACAUCUCCAAAAUGAUAAAACAACCACUAGCGCAUAGGCUGAGGAAAGCCAUCAAAAACGAUUCUACAGUUGUGAAGCCCUCUGCCCCGCAAAGGCCUCAAGCCCAGAAAAAUGGAUCGCCUUCCAUCCUGGGAGGAUUGCGGACACCUUUCGCUUCAUUCUUCUCCUCCUUCCGAAAACCAAAAAGGCAGCCGUUGAAGCCUCCAUCUUCACCACCUCCGCAGCGCCAUCACCCUCCACGAUAUGACCGCUUUGCUCCGGGUCGCCUUGCAUCUUCCAAAGUGGAGGAAAUGACAAAGACUGAAACGUGCAACUCUCCUUUGGCCACCAAACUGACAAGUAAGCGGUUUGAUGCGAAGCAAGCUGAGGUAAUGGAAGACAACUCAUCUACAUGGAAUGAGCAGCUGGAGAAUGAGCUCUUACGGGUUCUAGGAAAUCUGGAUGAGCAGUUGGCACACGAACAAGCCCAAGGUAUUGUGAAAAGAAGGACUACAACUGACUAUGGCUCCAGAACAUCAGAUGCCCAUCAGUAUCCUACUGUUACCAGACAGAGUUUCCAGAGAGGAGUACAGAGGAAUAACCGCAGCAUGUUUUUGUCCGAUGAAACAAGGACGAUAAGAGCCAAAGAAGAACCCAAAAAUUUCUUCCGACCAAGGACAUUUUAUGAUACAUAUAUGAAAAAAUACCACACGGAAGACUACGCGAACCAGGAUGUUUUAGACAGACGGUCCCCUGUUCCAAAGAGAUGGUGUUCUACACGUUCUCUCGGACAUUCCUCUGAGGGCAGCUUGGAGUAUCUUUCAGGUCUACAUGGUAGUGGAUUUCGACAUAGGGACUUCUCAGGCACAGAUACAGUUAGCAGAAGUUAUUCUUUGUCUUCUCUUUCAAGACGCCAGUCUUCAGGAUCUGUUGAUCAGCUUUCUACAGAAAGUCUGCAACAUCCUUUAGCUCCAGAAGGCAACAGAAGGUUCACACAAAGGAACUAUCACCACUAUUCCAAGCGGACUCCCCUAUCGUCUAUUGUAUGGAACACACAACACUCCUCAGAACGUCCGUUAGAUCAAGACAGGAUACUAAGGACGCAAUCCUUAAUGGAAUUUGGCCCUAAAUUUGAAGAUACGUAUCAUUAUUCUCCACGGGACAAUACAAAAUAUGAAUUUUACAGAUCAAAAGGCAAUUAUGGAAGAGCAGUACCAAGUUCCAGUCAUUCAAGCAGGGUUGGUUAUCCUGAGAAGCUUACAGACCCUCUGUGUUUUGAUAAUUGGGAAAAUUAUGCAUUGCAUCAGCCAGAAAGGAAUAUUACAAGCCCUCGCUACAGAUAUUCAUCAUUGCGUGGUAGGACGCAACACUUCCACAAGAAAUUUCCUUCUGGAAAAAUGGAGGGGCAGCUUUUGGGGCCUGAUAGUAACCAGUAUUAUAAUGACAAUUCCUUUUUUGCCUCUGCUGCUGACUUUGAAAGGAUUCCAACUAAUGUUAAUGACUGGCAGAGAGCCUGUGCCAGAAAUGUUGGUUUACAGCAACAUGAGAGCAAUGCUCAAGAUAAUGUAUCGGAAAACAUGAGGAACUUGAAUCGUUUGGAAAGUGAAACAACAGAAGAAUUUUUAAAGCACACAAAAGGCAUAGAGAACUGUCCAAUGUAUGCCUCAGCAGCUCCUUUGCCUUUCACCAGAGCAAGGACUUCCAGUAGGUCUGCCCUAUCUGAUUCAAAGGUCUCAGCAAAAUAUGCAGCACAAAGGCAGAAUCUAUUCACUAGGACUGGUCAAAUGUCCAUAAAGCCUUUGGUUACACACACUCAGAGCAAGGAAAACUUCCAAACGCUUACAUCAGAAGAGUGGAGGGAUACCGGGCAAUCAAGCAGAGCAGGCAUCGGUGACCUUAAAGAAGCGACAUUGGAACCAGCUUCUGUAGAAGUGAAUACAAACCAUCCAACUGAAUCGCCUCCUAAGAAUAUUUCGGCAGCUAUCCCAGAAACCAGUACAUCUCUUAAGCCCCCUUUCUCACUGGGUCCAAACAUGCAAGCCAAAUCAGCUUCUUCAAUGGAUACUGGAAAAAAGCAUUUAUCAAACGCUCAGAACAGACACAGACAAAACAAUGAAAAUGAUUGUGUCUUGAACAGUGACCUUGAUCAAGUAUCUCGGUUAAUUGGUAACAGGACAAGAGAUUCGUUUUUUCAAAGCUUGCAUCAGGGGACGCAGCAAUCUGAAAGCUUGAGAGCAUCCAUGCACAACAAGAAGCAUGAGAAUAUUUGUUCAUCUGGUUUUGGUAGAGCCUGGAGAGCAUUUGAAUGUGAUGAAUUAUCAGAUCUUUGCACUGAAAAGUCGAAUAAGCACAGUACUUUUGUUAGACAUACAACUAGCAACAGUAUCACUGGCUCUCCCAAUAGUAGUCCUCCUAAAUCUCCAGUUAUGCAUUACUCCUUACCUAGAAAAUCUGCCAGUAUUGAUGGUAGCGUUAUGUCACAGAAACCUCUCUCUUCUCCUAAAAGAAGAGUCCCAUUUAAAAACCAGGCAGCUAUGGAAGAUAAUUUAGAGACACUUGUAUCAAAUAGAAAUGAAAGACAUUCUUUGAAUCAAAGAGACAACAUUGCCUUUGUAAAUCCAGCCCAUUCUUCAUUACUUAAAGAUGUCACCUAUGAAGGAAACAUUCCACAAAUGGAAGGCCACCAUCGACUGAUUGCCCAAGAUCCCAGUCACUCCUUAAGUACCACUAAGAUUCUCAGAAAAUCAGAAACAAGCACAGUCACGUGUUGCAAAGACAAAAUGGAAACUUCUGUGCUCUCUGACUGUGAGGAAAUAGAUGCAGGAAAUUCUUUACAGAAAUGCAAAACUACCAGUAUGGUUACAGUUAGCGUUGAUGAAGAUAACAUCAAAUACCACGAGCUGAUUUCAGUUUAUUAUACAUUACCACGGAAACAUUCACGAACGUUGGGUAACCUCUUUCUAGAAGACUCCAAUAAUGCAGGUUCUUCUGCACCCGCAGGACAGAGCCCCUCUAAGAAAUAUGUCCGUGCCGGUUUAGAAGCUGUAGGCUUUCCUUCCAAUUUAGAAAAAAGAGAUUUCCCUUCCAAAACAUCUACUGUACCUAAUACAUCACAGAACUCGAAAAUUUCAGGUGAAGUCAAUGAAGAAGGCCUCCAUGAUAGAAGUCCCGUUACGGACUUCAUCCUUGCUCCUCAUUCACAACUUAUGGGGAGCGAUAGAAUAGAAGCAGCACAACAGCUCAUGGAUGCUCAAGCACUUAGUGGCAACAUACCACUAAGCAUUAGCACAUCAAAGCCGAAAAUUCCAUCAGGGAAUGCCGCUGCACUAUCUUCUACCAUAAACACUAGGAGCACUCAGAAGGAGAGUCCCUUAGGCUGUCAGCCUUUUGAUGAAUCAACUGUGAGCAACAAUCCGCCUGUUCUUUCUUUUUGUUCAAUCAAUAACAAAGAAAGGAAAUGUACUUCAGAUCCAGUCACUGAUGCCACAGUGAGAUCUAUUGAAGAGAAAACUAGGCGAGACGCAAAGGUCAAAGAGCGGGCUCGCCAUAUAUGCCAUAUCCUUGCCCUACAUAGCAAAAAGGGAAAUGGGCUGCAACCAAGAAAUGGAAGUGUCACAAGUGGCGUAGCUGAAACAUUAACUUCAGAUGCCACUGUGCAGUCACAUUCUGAGAACCAAACACUUCAGGUGGAAACAGUUGCUACAGUAGAUCCAUCACUUCAACGAAAUAUUCCUGUUGCGUGUGCUUUGAAAUCUCCAGAAUCUAACCAAGAGCAGAUGCUUCAGGAUAACCCAAUAUACACAGCUCGUACACGCUUGCAGAUUUCUGUGAUUAACUCAGGAGAUAACCAGAACUGUACCUCAGAAGAUCAGCUUCCAAAUACCACACCGGAUUUGCCUGAUGGUUCAACAACUGAAAAUAAUCCUGCCGUGGCUGAUGCUCAAGAUAAAUAUGAAAUAGAAAAAAGGAAAAACAGGGCCUCCAUUAAAAACAAACUGGCAACCAUGUGCAAAACAAACCGAAAGUUGUCUAGUAGGAAAAACUUAAAUCCUAAACCACACGUAAGUAGUAUAUUUUCACAGAAUGAGACCCCUUCUUCAGAGAUUAGUGAGCCUCUGUUGAUUUCCUCAGUUGUUCCCCAGUCCUUUCUGCAAAUUGGGGAUGAGAACCAGAACCAGAACUUUCUGCCUGCUGAGCUUGAUGGCACAAUGUCAGGAAAAUCUGAGAACAAGAAACAGCAAACUCAUGAGGGACCUCCAUUGGUUACCAAUGAGAACAGGAGGCCUUUUGCAAACUUGUGCAAUCAGAAAAGGGAAACUCACAGUUCCAGACAGAGUGAUAAAAAAACAGAGAACAACAUCCUAAACCUUACAGGUUUAUGUCAAAAAGAAAGCUUGUCUACACUAAAUAAUAAUUCUCAAGCAGAUGAUGGCCUAGAAAACAGCAAUUGCCCCAUAGUGUCCAGAGUUACUGCCGGAGAUCCUGGCCAAAAGAAAAAAGAUGUCGCAACUAUUGGUGAAUCUUCCUCAUUUCCCCUUCCGUCUGAUGAAAAGUCAAACAGUCUUACUAAGAAUUAUUCAAAGGUAAACAUUGGUCCACAACAAAAGGCAGUUCCCCCCACAGAAUAUGAUCACUAUCAAAAUGUUAUGCAUACAAAUAGGUUAAAACAUCAAAACCUCCCCCAUGCUGAGUCAAGUGCUAGCAAACCACAGCGUGAACGCCAUUUUUCUGAAAGUUCCUACACACGAGAACCCCACAAGGCCCUGAUCUCAAAGAGCAGCCUGAUUGGCUACAACAGGAGGAAGUUUAAUUCUUAUUCUGAAUUGUUGUCCUGUGAUGAGAAUCAGAAUUGGGAGUCCUACGAUGAUCCUAACAGGACUUUUGGAUCGAGGCCCAUAAUGUAUCCGUCUGUUGAAUUUGGCAUUUUUGGGAAAGAGCAACAGCAAGCUUUCUUGGAUAAUAUAAAGAGAUCACUUACCGAGGGACGGUUGUGGAGGCCAUGUCUUCUGAAGAAUCCUGGUUUUCUCAGAAAGGAAGAGGGCUGUUCCUUGAACAUGCCUGAGUUCUUGACCUCAAGUUCUACCGAGAGAAAUAAGUUAGAAGGUGGUUCAUCUGAGAGUGGGCCUGUUGAGGUCUGUGGGGAAGGCCCAGCAGAUUCUUCAGAGUCAGACUCUGACACUACUACAGAUGAUGAAUACUACCCAAAUGAGCUUGACAAAGAAUCAGAACUUUGAGAGGCUGUAAAAUGAGAUGAAGAAAAAGUUUUUAUCUUAAAACAGUUUGUUAGUUCUUGGGCAGAUGCAGCGCAGUGAUCUCCUCCUCGUCACACAUGUGACUAUGGUCACUGGAAAAAUCACAAAAAUUUGUUCUACCUUGUGCACAACUGAUCCCCUCUGCUUAAUCCUGAAAAGAAUGCUUGGUAUUCUGGUAUUCAUCAUGGUAGUGGCCGGGCUGGUGGGGGGUGGGGGGGCAGAUGACCAUUUGGCCUGGGUUUCAAGAUCAAAGUGAGGCCUCAAAUCUUGUUUCACAGUUUUGUAUGUGCAUCUUUUGUCUUGUCAUUUUAAAAAAAUUAUUAGGGGUACAAGGCUCAAAAGCUGAAAAUGGCUUUGGGAUUUUUGAGGCAGAAGAGAUGGCAAUGUGAAUGUAGUAAAAGUUCUUGGGAAAGGGUUAAUCUUGUUAAUUGCCUCUCAGGGUUUUUAUGCCAUUAAUAGUUACGGAAUGAGCAGAAAUCAGUUCUAAAACCUUCCUUAGCACUGAAAUGGGGAAAAACUUCACCUGCGGAAUAUGUGCUGUAAUGUCAUUUCUGAUGGCGCACACGAGCCCAUCUGUUGGGGAGGUGGAAAAGUUUUGGGGCUGGGUCUGUGCAGCAGAAUGAGGUGACGGAAUUCUGGGGUGGAAGAUUGGUCAGUGCCAUUUUGGAGCGCAGGUGGGGAGAUUUGCAUUGUUAACAUUUCUCCAUUUUUUUAAAGGCCUGCAAAUAAUACAUUGGCAUAUCAGAGAGAAAAAUUCCAGGAUAGACCUUUGCCUACUGUGCUGGUUUCCCCUUAACAAGGAACUAUUUAUGUGAACUUUGAAAAUGUAAUCCCUGACCUACAAACUGAAGUGGCAUAGUGAAGAAAGAUCAGUAUAUGUUUAAUUCCCCUCACUGAAAUGAGUGGGAUUUAAAGGCUGCACUUGUAUACAUGAGGGGCUGCCCCUUUAACUGGUAGCUACAAGGCCCCGGUCAGUGCUGGCUACUUGGUUUAGCUUGCUACAGGACUGUUAACAUCCCAGUUUGCCCCUCACUUGGCAGUACGGACCACUGAACUCAUUUCUUAUUAAGCAUGCACAGGAUAGGACUGGAAAUGGCCAAAGUGUUGAUCUGUGCCUUCUUUCUCCUUUUUAAAAUUAUCAAUAAGUACCAACAUUUUAAAACUGGUACUUAAAAUUGGUACUUUUAAAUUACUGAAUGCUUCGUUAAAGAAGUGUGUUUGUGUGUGUGUGUAUGGUUUCAUUGUGUGCUUUUAAGUUUAAAUUCGGUGUUAUUGUGUGAUGUUAUUGUUGUACAGGUGAUGACUGACGAAAACCCUAUUUAUAUUCAGAGUGGUUCAAACAACCAUAACUGUUCUGAUAGCAUUUGAAAGCACAAAGUACACAUUACUUUUUUUUUCAAAAGAAAUUAUUUAAAUGUAAAUUAUUCUGAUUCAUUAAGUAAAUGGAUCUAAUCAACAAAUACAGCCUCCUGUACCAAAAAGGAAGAAGUAUUUGGAUUCCAAGACUGUACUGCAGAAAGAUUAAAACAAUUGUCCCGGUGACAAGAAGUCCAGCAUGCACAGCACGUGCAAGAUAAACGUUUACAUAGAUAUAAAAUAUUAUAUCAUUGUUUUUCUGCUUUUUUGUUUCAGACUUUGCACUUUUUGUUCUUUUGUAUUUUAUAAUAAUUUUCUUUCUCUGAGAUUACUUUUGAAGGAAAUUCUGCCUCUGGGUAGAUAGGCAAGGGUCUCGCCCACCUUUUGAACACAUGGUAAAUGUAUAAAGAUAAUGGGGAGCUAUAAACUGCAGAGGGGUAGCCGUACUUUAGUCUGUUGCAGUAAAAUUAAACAGGAGUCCAGACAAAUAACAUUUAUUCUAGCUAAAGCUUUUGUGAAUCAGAGUUCAUUUAAUCAGAUACAUCUAAUGAAGUGAACUCUAACUCGUGAAUGCUUAGAGUAGAAUAGGUUUUUGUUAAUCGUUAAGAUGCCACUAGACUCCGGUUUAAUUUUGCUGGGAGCUAUAAUAUGCCUUUAUUUAAGCUAUAUGUUGAUUGAUAUAGUUACAUGUUAAUAUUGGUUUGCUUAAUUCCACAUUUAGCAAAAACAACA
Molecule: messenger RNA, 7689 nt
Organism: Eublepharis macularius
Lineage: Eukaryota; Metazoa; Chordata; Lepidosauria; Squamata; Eublepharidae
Gene: EXPH5
Product: exophilin 5
Exons: 6
Coding region: 154-5583 (1809 amino acids)
Biological process (GO): positive regulation of protein secretion; positive regulation of exocytosis; intracellular protein transport
Cellular component (GO): endosome
Molecular function (GO): small GTPase binding
Source: RefSeq, a predicted model, not a curated record